Messenger RNA from Lytechinus variegatus (green sea urchin), 1400 nucleotides. RefSeq lists its product as uncharacterized. The record is from RefSeq and is a predicted model, not a curated record. The transcript is spliced from 7 exons. Gene Ontology annotation, molecular function: protein binding. Bases 105 to 920 code for a protein of 271 amino acids. Lineage: Eukaryota; Metazoa; Echinodermata; Echinoidea; Temnopleuroida; Toxopneustidae.
UACCUUAUCGGUAGGUGUUAGACUCGACUGGCUCGAAGUGGAACGUCUUGGAUUGAAAUUGCUACCUUAAAAAUGAUAUAUUAACGCAGUUAAUUCUUCGCGAAAUGGUGGACGUGACGUUACAACCUCCAGCCUACCCAGGCAAUGAUGCUAAACAAACCGAUAGCAACUGGAACGCAGUCCCGAUCAUCACAGUUAGCUCACCGAAAGAUGUUGACCAAUCAGGGGAUAAACUAGUCAAACUACCAAAGCUCCCAUCGGAGCGUUUCAGGUACACCUUGUGGCAUGAGCUGCGCAACAAUGACCUGAAGGGAAGUGAACUGCACUUCCCCAGGGUUCGUAAGGCACCGGUAGUCAAGGAGAAACUCUUUAAGAGGAUCCAGGAUGAUCAAGGUAGGAAGAUUCACCAUGGUAAGACCGGUCAGGAGAGGAAGGCUCACCAGAGGCAAGCUGAAGACUGGGAAAAUACACAGCAUGCCAACCUAUCGUUUCAAGAUCUCCAACAUGAUUACCAGAGGGAGAACCUUCAUAGCAUCAUGAAAAGAUUGAUCAGAGCUGAGACUGUACAGAUCAGGGAUAAUAAUAUCGUUGAUCUCUCAGACGUUACUUUCAACUGUUGUAGAGAACUGAAUGCAAGCAAGAAUUUCAUCACCUCAUUCAAGAAAUUACCCAGAUGUCCUAAUUUAGAAGUACUCAACCUCAGCGACAACUCCAUCAACUCAUUUGAUAACAUUGGUGUCUUACGGAAGACACAACUGGAAACAUUGGAUCUGAGAAGGAAUCCCAUCUGCUUUAUGGAGAACUACAGACAAAGGAUAUUCAAUGCUCUACCCAACUUGAGAGUUCUUGAUGGCGUCUCUCGGCUGCCUUCAGAUUCUGGAGACGGUCUUUCAUCGACUGGGAGCUGUAUGGUCAUGUGAUCCCGAUUCCAAAGUAAUUUUAGCUCUUGUGAACUCUGGAAGUUGGUCUGAGGCCAAGGGCACCCUCUCCCCUCUCUUAACCUGCAUCAUCAUAAGAUCUUGGGUAAUACUAAAAACUCUGGACACUAUGGAAGUUGGUCUUAAAGGGGAAGAUCACCCUGACAAAAAGUUAUUGUACAAAUAGCAGAAAAAUAUUGCAGAAGAUUCUAGAAAAAUCUGUCAAAGAAUUAAAAUUUAUUAGAAUUUUAAUGAUUUGAUUUGUGACGUCACUUGCAAGCAGCAUUCCUACAUAGUGAAUGGUAAAAAAAAUUAAUGAAUUGUCAUUUUCUCAGAAAAUUGACAGUUGUUUUCACUGUACCUUUUGUACGUCAACAGAAAAUCAGUUCACACCAGAUCAUGAAGAGUAAACAAAAAUAAGUCCUCAGGAACUAAUCAAAAAUGAAAUUCAUGCAUUUUAUAUUUCAUAACAUAUAGGGCAGC